This is a messenger RNA of Acyrthosiphon pisum (pea aphid), 1307 nucleotides long. Its product is annotated as ankyrin repeat and MYND domain-containing protein 2-like. Gene Ontology annotation, molecular function: protein binding. The transcript is spliced from 6 exons. The coding region runs from base 139 to 1164 and encodes 341 amino acids. The record is from RefSeq and is a predicted model, not a curated record. Lineage: Eukaryota; Metazoa; Arthropoda; Insecta; Hemiptera; Aphididae.
CGACCGACCGACCGAGUCACGUGCAAAUAGUUGUGCACGUGUGCGUGGUCAGAAACGUUUAAUAUUUUCUACAUUGCCGUUCGGCCGCCUGCUGUGGUACUACUUGUUGAACGCCAUUGUUGUUGUUGUCGAAUUCAGAUGUCACAUCCGGGUGGCGGGAGAGGUGACCGCUUGGAGCAGGCUGACCACACAUGGGGCUCCAGAGUAAACUAUGGAAGUAACGACAACCAAAAUUCCCCCUUGCAUUUGGCGGCUAUCAAAGGUAACAUUGAGAUGUGCAGUCUACUGUUGAAAUUUGGCGCUAAGAGAUAUGUGACCAACCACAUCAACCGCACCGCGGCUCAAAUGGCCGCUGAAAAUGGCCAUUUCCACUGUGCGGCAAUGAUCAACAACUUUGUGCCCCAAGAAGAAGUCAGAUAUUACACAUUACCGGAGUUCACUGGCGCCGAACCAAAGUUACCACCUGAAUUGGAAGGAAUUUUUUACAGAUUUAUUAUGAUGACUAAUAUCCAUCCAGUAAAGGUGGUUUUUGAAUUACCUCCUGUCUUUCUCGUCAAUGAUAAUGCGUUAAAAAUUGUCAAUGUAUUACAGUUGAUGAGCAAGCGUCAAUUUUACAAGAAAGAAGAGUGCCCAAGUACAGUAGAAAUGCUGUCAUUUAAAUUCCAUUAUCUGGCUACUAUUCUGUUUGAACUUGCAAAACCCAAUGAUGAUACAAGUAAAAAGCAAACAGAUCCCAAGGAUGUGUUUAUACAGAAAAUAUCCACAGUCGAAAAUUAUUUGCAACAGUUUCUUUAUGAGUGCAUUGUAAAGUUCUGCCCCAAGGAUACUACACUUUUUAGAAAAAUGGUAUCUUAUAUGGUUCAAGGAAUGGAUAGCCUGCCACCCCUUGAUAUUAUACUAUUACUGGUUGGAAAUAAACGUGCUCAGAGUGUUGAAUCAACUGCUGAACCAUCUCCAACAUGUGCCGCAUGCGAUGAAAUAAAUCCUUCAAAAAAGUGUCCUAAAUGCAAAGCUGUGCAGUAUUGCAACCGCGAGUGUCUGAAAAUUCAUUCAGUUAUGCAUAAAAAGAAAUGUAAACAAAUACGCAAGGAAAUCAAAGAUUUGAAAUCAUCUGAAGAGACUUCGGCUUUAGCCAAAUGUUUAUCUAAAAUAGGGAUCAAAUAAAUUGAAACCAAAACAAAUGGAGAAACAUAAUUUAGUAGAUAUACCUACCUAUGUUGGAUAUUAUUAUUAUUAUAUUAUAUAAUGAUUAUGAUUGUUAUUAUUAUUGGCAUGCAUAUAAUAUUCAAUGGUUAAUUCUUUAUUGG